Schistosoma bovis is the source of this 5518-nucleotide messenger RNA. The record is from the annotation of a GenBank genome assembly. Lineage: Eukaryota; Metazoa; Platyhelminthes; Trematoda; Strigeidida; Schistosomatidae.
AACCAAAUACCUUUCGGCCUUGUCAGUCGUGGGGCAUUUCUGCUCAUUUCGAGGUGAUUGGAAUGCUAAAAGAUUUGUACCUGAUAUAAGAAUACCUUAGACUUGAUAAAAAGCAUUUUAUUAUUUUUUCGCCAACUUAACCAAUAUUUACGAGUCUUGUUUCACAUGUUUUCAAAAGUGAAAUCUAUUACGGUUAAGGCAAUACAUAUUUGUAUCUGAAGUUACAUUGAGUAUGUUUUCUUUUUUACGGCUUCCUGUGCUUGUUCCUAGAUCUUGACUUCAGGCGGGACAACUUUGGGUUUAACGCUAAGUUGUAGAAUUCUAAUCAACGUUGAUCACUGGAAAUUCGAGUUGUAAGCCGACUGAAGUUUAACGUAUUUUCGACGUAUCAGUAAGAAAAUCUAAAAUCCGCAGGUUUCAAUGUUGGAACUAUGUUUAUAAGAGGCAAACAUGCUUCAUUUGUCUUUUGACGAGGAAACGUUUUGAAUUUUAUAUCCCAUAUAUGUAAGACCACAUUUAGAGUACUGUAUCCAAGCAGCUAGCCCGUGUCUGGUAAAAGAUGCUAACUCCCUUGAGCGUGUCCAGCGUGUGGGAACGAAAUUAGUGGAGGGUCUUUCUAGACUCCCUUACGAUGAGCGUUUAAAACGCCUAAACCUUUUCCCCUUGUCGUAUCGUAGGACACGAGGUGACCUUAUACUGGCAUUUCGUAUCUUUAAUUAUGAUUUGGGUGUUAAUAUGUCUUAUUUUUUUGCUCCCUCCAGCACUAAUAAUCUCCGAGGUCAUAGCAAGAAGGUUCAUAAACCAAGAUCUGAUAAACUUAAAGUGGGGUCUUGUUUUUCUCAUCGAGUAAUCAAUGAUUGGAACGCCUUACCCGAACAAGUGGUAUCAGCCCCAUCAGUGAAUACUUUCAAGGAGAAGCUGGACCUUCACUGGAAAGCAAUGUGUCAGGAUUAACACAGGUUCAUCAACCUACUACCCUUAUUACUGAAAACUGAAGGUCCUUCCAGUGAUGUAUAACAUGUAUAAAGUUACUCAUCCCCGUUACCAUAAUUUUGAAUAGCAUUCUAGAAGCGAUGUCGUACAGGAUAUUCGUUAACUUAUGUUAAUCAGUGACUUGCUUACACUGUUCCAGCACAGACUAAAUAAAAUGUAAAUGUAGAACAUUACCGGAUGUUGUGCUUAUGUUCCCCACUGGAAAAUGUGUUUAUGAACAAGCAUAUUGGUAGUUGAUAGAACUUCGAUAGAUAGAAUCUUUUUGUAAGGGUACAACUUAUUUUUGGACUCAGAAUCACUGCAUAAAUCCAGCUGUAUAAAGUCGUGAUAAGUUCAGUUAUGUUCUGCCAGCCUAAACUGUGGUGUGCUUAAUGGCUGUGCCCGACAACUAUUCCCGUAGCAUUCAUAAAGUCUGGUAAAAAUAAUCAAAUUGUGGUUAUAUGUUCAUGACAGGCCACUUUUCAAGUGAAUUUGGUGAGUCGGAUUUAUCAUCUAAUCAGUUUAAGUCACUGUGUUUGUAACCCUGACAAAAAUAUGAUUCGAAAUUCAGAAAACAGAUAAGUUGGUUUAAAUUAACUUCAUUUCUACUGGCAUAAACAUACUCUUGUCUUUCAUAUAGCGGCUUUUGAAAUAUUUUGGAAAAUACAAAUCAUGUGAUACUAAAUACAAUAUAUCAAAUCGGUACAUCCGAGUAAAAAGGAAUUGUCACGAUCUAAAGCUCGAAUAAGUUGAUAGUUCGCUUGGGCAGUUUAGCUGAGAAGGUUGGUUCAGUACUCAACGAUUUUUGUUCAUUCGUUUUGUGUGCUAAGAAUUGUAACAUUAAGUGCGUUUGCAUCUUACAGUUUAUUGCCUUCUCAAGUCAUCCUCUCCCGUCUAUUAAUCGAAGGAUAACCUUUUAUGUGCGUAUUCACUUUCCUGCCCGUAAUCCUCAUAUUUUGUACGUUUAUCCUGUGUAUAUAGUUCAACGUUGCAGUAUGCUGUCCUUACGAGCUUUGAAGACCUUGCGACUUCAGUACAUCACUCGGAAGUGUUUAUAUACUUCAGCAUUACGCUAUCAAAACCCUACCUCCAGUGAACCGUUUUUAAAUGGAACUUCAUCCAAUUAUUUAGAAGACAUAUAUGAAGCAUGGCUUCGAAACCCUGAUAGUGUGCACAAGUCAUGGGACAUUUAUUUUAAAUGUUUAGCUUCUGGAGCUACCCCAGGAAAUGCUUACAUUCAACCACCUACUUUGGGUAAAGAAGGUUUGAAAUUGGCACAGUUAGCCCCACAAAUCGCUGCACAGGCAGUGACACCGAGUCUUAAAGCUAUUGAAGACCACCUCUGUGUUCAGGCCAUAAUCCGUUCGUAUCAAUCUCUAGGUCAUCGCAUCGCCGAUCUUGACCCAUUGGGGAUAUUGUCUGCCGAUCUGGAUGAUUCUAUACCCCCCGAGUUGUCGUUGAGUUUCUACAACCUUGGUAGGUUGAUCUUAAGAGCGGUUUUAUUUAUCUUUGAACAGUUUUAUUUUUGCCAUGUUUUAUAUUGAUUUUUCACGUGUCUCGUAUGUAUUAGAUGCGUGGUCAUCUUGCUGCGCAUCUAGAUCCUUUAGGUAUUACGUCUCCAGAACCCGGCAUAGCCAGACAUAUUGUUUAUCAAAGGUACCUAGGUGAUAAAAGCGAGCCCGACCUGGAUAAGACGUUUAGGCUUCCACCUACUACACAUAUCGGAGGUGAUAAGCAGGAACUUACUCUACGAGAAAUCAUUAGGCGUUUAGAGAAUGUUUACUGCAAACAUAUUGGUAUUGAGUAUAUGUUUAUUAAUAGUUUAAAUAAAUGUGAUUGGAUAAGACGUAAAUUUGAAACACCCGGUUCAAUGGAUUUAUCAAUUGAAGAGAAACGUUUAAUAUUAGCCCGUCUUGUUCGUUCAACGCGUUUCGAAUCAUUUUUAGCAAAGAAAUGGAGUUCAGAAAAACGUUUUGGACUUGAGGGAUGUGAAGUUUUAAUACCAGCAAUGAAAGCUGUCAUUGACUCUUCGUCUGCGCUUGGUGUUGAAAGUUUUGUGAUUGGAAUACCACAUCGUGGAAGGUUAAACGUUCUAGCCAACGUUUGUCGUAAACCUUUGGAUGAUAUAUUUUGUCAGUUCGACUCUAAAUUGGAAGCUUGUGACGAAGGUAGUGGUGAUGUGAAAUAUCAUUUAGGCAUGAGUCAUCAACGAUUAAAUCAUAUGACAGGCAAGAUGAUUAAUCUUGCAGUAUGUGCUAAUCCAAGUCACUUAGAAGCUGUUUGUCCGGUCGCUCAAGGUAAAACCAAGGCUGAACAAUUUUAUCGGGGUGAUAGUGAUGGAAAGAAAGUUAUGUCGAUUUUAAUUCAUGGAGAUGCAGCAUUCAGUGGUCAAGGUGUUGUUUAUGAAACUUUCCAUCUUAGUGAUCUACCUUCUUAUACAACUAAAGGUACCAUUCAUAUUGUCGUUAAUAAUCAGAUUGGUUUUACCACUGACCCUCGUAUGGCUCGUUCAUCACCAUACUGUACUGAUGUUGCUCGGGUAACGAAUUCACUUAUUCUUCAUGCAAAUGCUGAUGAUCCUGAAUCAGUCAUGCAUGUUGCAAAAGUUGCUGCUGAAUGGCGAUCUGAAUUCGGAAAAGAUGUUGUAAUUGACCUUGUCUGUUAUCGCCGUUCAGGUCAUAAUGAAAUGGAUGAGCCAAUGUUUACUCAACCACUUAUGUAUAAACGUAUUCGUGAACAACCAACUGUAUUAGAACAAUAUAGUAAGAAGUUAAUUGAUAGUGGAAUUGUCACUGAACAGGAAUUUAAGGACGAAGUGGCUAAAUAUGAUCAGAUAUGCGAAGAUGCUUAUGAAUUAGCUAAAAAACGGACAGUUACACAUAAUCGUGCUUGGAUUGAUUCUCCAUGGCAUAAUUUCUUCGAAAAUAAAAAUCCAAUGUAUUUACCUAAUACAGGAGUCGAAAACGAUGUCUUAGAACAUAUUGGUCAUGCAAUUAGUGAACCUCCUGAAGGUAUGAUUAUUCAUCCAGGUUUGAAACGUGCACUCAAGGAGCGCAAAGAUUUAUUAGAACAGAAAACAGCUAAUUGGGCUCUUGGUGAAUUGUUCGCUUAUGGAUCAUUGCUACGAGAGGGUGUUCACGUUAGACUAUCAGGUCAAGAUGUGGAACGUGGAACGUUUUCACAUCGACAUUGUGUUUUACACGAUCAGGAAGUCGAUAAGAAAACAUAUGUUCCGCUUAACCAUCUCUAUCCUACACAAGCACCAUUUACUGUAUGCAACUCGAGUUUAUCUGAAUACGCAGUAAUGGGCUUUGAGUUGGGUUACUCAUUGACAAACCCUGAAGCUCUCGUUAUAUGGGAAGCUCAGUUUGGUGAUUUUAACAACACUGCUCAAUGUAUAAUUGAUCAGUUUAUUUCUUCUGGUCAACAAAAAUGGGUACGUCAAUCAGGAAUAGUUCUUUUGCUUCCACAUGGUUAUGAAGGUAUGGGUCCAGAACAUUCUAGUGCACGUAUCGAACGAUUCUUGCAGAUGAGUAAUGAUGAGGAAAAUCAUGUCCCUGUUUAUAGUGAUAAUUUUGUCAUGCAACAGUUACAUGAUACAAAUUGGAUUAUUGCAAACUGUACUACACCAGCGAAUUUCUUCCAUAUUUUACGACGACAAAUUCUGCUACCGUUCCGUAAACCACUGAUUGUCUUCACUCCCAAGUCAUUAUUACGCCAUCCGGAUGCAAGAUCGCCGUUCUGUGAUAUGCUUCCAGGCUCAGAGUUCCAACGCUAUAUUCCUGACAGUGGUCCAGCUUCACACAAACCUGAAAAUGUGAAAAAAUUAAUUAUUUGCAGCGGCAAAAUUUAUUAUGAAUUAGAUAAAGAACGCAGAUCGAUUAAUCGAGAGGCAGAUAUAGCUAUUAGCCGAGUAGAACAAUUGACUCCUUUUCCAUAUGAUUUGAUUCAACAAGAUUUAGAACGUUAUCCAAAUGCUGUUAUUCAGUGGGUACAAGAGGAGCAUAAAAAUAUGGGACCAUGGAGUUAUGUACAACCAAGAGUUAAUCAUUUAAUAUUUAGAACAAUGCCUAAUCGUCUUCACAAUAAAAUUUUAUAUGCCGGUCGACAACCUAGUGCUGCUACAGCUGCUGGGAAUAAGGCAAUGCACUUGAUGGAGAUCUCUCAUUAUUUGAAAAAUGCCCUGUCAUUAUCUUAGUUUUGACAGUUCCGUAAAGAUUUAUUUCGCUCUUAUAUAAAGUUUAUUAAUUAACUGAUUCUCUGAGAGACUUCUUUUAAUUGUCUUUUAGUUUACCCUAUUUGUCAUUUUGUCUCAAUUUCAUCAUUAUUUAUCUUAACACUUGUUGUUGUACGUGUAGUUGAUUAGAACUUAUCGCACUGAAUUGAAUGAAGAUAUUUCAACUAUAUGUAAUAUUGAAUUUCUCUGCUGUUAAUUAGUUGCUUUAUGUAGUUGAUUCCUUUCAUAAGUAGUUAACACACCAUUCAUUUUCCUAAAUUUAAUAAUGUCCUUCAAGUUCAUUAACAAAUUAGAAAGUAUCGACGUCCU